Messenger RNA from Punctularia strigosozonata HHB-11173 SS5, 1440 nucleotides. RefSeq names its product Bud-site selection protein. Lineage: Eukaryota; Fungi; Basidiomycota; Agaricomycetes; Corticiales; Punctulariaceae. Gene Ontology annotation, cellular component: nucleus; 90S preribosome. The coding region runs from base 265 to 1440 and encodes 391 amino acids. Gene Ontology annotation, biological process: maturation of SSU-rRNA. The record is from RefSeq and is a predicted model, not a curated record. The transcript has 6 exons.
CUUGAUCUGCCCGCAACAUGCCUCCAACAGCCGAUAGACAGACCCUCAAACGCAAACGGGAUCCAGCUGUUCCGGAGGUGAGGCUUUUCCGCCCUAUAUUGGCGUACCUCAAUUCGGGACCAGCAGGUAGAAGAUGCCGGACGAAAACUGAAGGGCAAACUGCACCAUGAACUCAAGGAAGUACGACACGCGUCCAAGAAAGCGAAGGCGUUCGAUACGCAGAGGAUUGUGAAAAAGCUCAAGGGAUUGAAGAAGAAAGAUGAAAUGUCACCUGAAAUUGUAGAUCUCGAAAAGCAGCUUGAGAUACUGAAGGCCGUGGACUUCGACAUCGUAGCAGAGACCGCUCUGAAGACGAAAAUCAUGAAGGAUAAACUGCUGUCUUCAAACGAUGCCGUACGGGACGCAGUCCAGGCGGAAUUGUCUUCGACCGGUCUCGCUCCAGAACCACCCGGCACGCCUGCCGCAAAAGUGCACGGCAGGCUCCUCAGCUCGAAGGUUCUUGCCACACAGAUUAACCUUGUCGUGAAUGCCCUGCGCACUAUACUGCAGCCGGCUCUCAGCCCUUCGUCCGCUGACGAGGCGUCAGCUGAGUGGUCUGAGCCUCCACCCAAGAAGUCGAAGACCAAACCCAAAGAAUUGGCUCCACAUAUCUCUCCCGCCUUACGAGAUGCGAAGGUCUCUGACUCUGGAGAGGGCUCAGACGAGGACGGAGAUGAAAGCGAUGCUCGAGAGCUCGUUUCAGAUGACGAUGGCGAUGUGGCCGCUGACGAUGCUGGGUGGGAAUCUGGCUCUGUGGACGAUGGUGAGGGCGGAUGGGAGUCGGGCACCGUCAGCAGCGACCACUCAGAUGAAGUGGAAGAUCAAAGCAACGAGGAGGCUGGAGAAACCGAAAAGAAGCCUGCACGGCCAGAACGUCCGCCCGCAAAAGCCAAGGCGUCAAUUAAAGCCGGCGAAUCGACAUUCCUCCCUUCCCUUGCCGUCGGCUUCACGCGCGGAGACUCUGACUCGGAAUUCAGUGACAGCGAGGCGAAGUUCGCAGACGGAGUGAAGAAAAACAGGCGUGGACAGCGCGCUCGUAGAGCUAUAUGGGAGAAGAAAUUUGGCCGCAACGCUAAUCACGUCAAGAAGCAACGUGAAGAAAUCGCAGCGAAGGGAAGCCGGGAUAGGAGGGCCCCGCGAGCAGGACCGGGACGACCAGGCCCUCAGCGGAAUAACGACGCGCCUAGGAUGGCCUUCCACGGGAACGACAGGAAGCUUGCGUCAGGGGCCAAUCAAAUUCAGAGAGCGCAGGCUGCCCAUGCGACUGCGGACGCCGGCGCGAAACCGCCGAAGCGCAAUCAGGACCGUCCUUUACAUCCGUCAUGGGAGGCGAAAAAGAGACUCAAGGAGAAGCAGAGCAUGGGAAUCGUGCCCGCACAGGGUACGAAGAUCAAGUUCUGA